CGGCCUCCUCUCUUCUGCUGCUUCCUUGCGUCCUUGGGUCCGCGCUCCUAUGCCGCCAGGCUCUCUCUGCCCAUCCAGGCCUACUUCUUGGUUGCUGCCCACGCUCGUUGUGUGUUAUCGCAGGUGGGCUGCAACCUUGAAGGGGGGAUUGUCCAUUGUCCCCCAUGACCAUCCAUUGGUCACUUGGCACCUGCUUCUCUGCAGGAUCGGUUCGGAUGGAGCACCCCUUGCUCUAUCCCCAGCUGAUUGUGAUGUCGCACCUGGUGCAGCGGACCCUCUCCCUCCGUCCCCUCUCCUCUGCACUCCUCCCUCUGUUCCCAUUGUCUCCGCCUUGGUCCAUGACCUCUCCCCCCGCUGUCUCGCCUCUACGCACGUCUCCACGGGCAUAUACCCCCGGCUUUGGCCGGCGGAACAUCCGCUACGUGCCUCCGCUGUUGUGCGAGGCCUUGCGCUAACCGUGUGAUGGCUGGCCCCCUUGGCCGGCUUGUUACGUCUUGAGCGUCAGAGCAGUCGGUCCUUCUGUUGGCUCUGUCCCCCCUACGUGUGUCUCCAUGGGCGUAUACCCCUGGCUUCGGCCGGCGGAACAUCUGCUACGUGCCUCCGCUGUUGUGCGAGGCCUUGCACUAACCAUGUGAUGGCUGGCUUGCUGUUGUGGCCGGCCUGUUACACCUUGGCUCCGGACAUCCACGGCAGGUGGUAGACCCGUGCAUCACCCGCCGACCCCAUCUAUUAGGUGGCUGGUGCACGCAACAUCCCUCCCUUCUGCAUCCGAUACGUGCCUUUUUUUUCGGUUGCCUCUAUUGCUGCUGUGCAGCUGGGACAACCGAUUGGUGCGUCGAGGGCGCCGCACCUUGAAGGGGGGAUGAAGGGGCAGUGGAGGGAAGCGACCGCAAGGGAGCUUCUCUCUACAAGUGGGACGACUUCAGGAGUCCUGGUUGCCCUUACAGGCACCUGAGCUUCUGGGAGGAGCAGAGUGACGACCACCCUGACCAUAGGGAAGGUUGUGGUACAGCCACACAUGCAUAGCUGUGGGGCUGGACCUUAGAGCGGGACAGUGACCAACCACUAGGUCAUAGGGAGCUGACACGCAGCUCAGUGACGACGCACCGGACGACAGAGUAGGAUGCGCAGCAUCCCACUGGAGUAGUGUGUCCUUCUUUUUCCCCACCCACCCUCCCCUUUCUCCCAUCUGCUUCGCGCUGCCUACGUCGGGACGCCGUAGCUUGAAGGGGAGAUGAUGUCAGGGGACGCCGCGCUCCUUGGGCACGUGACCAUGCACGUGACCCACUGCGCCCUCUCUGCCGACCCGUGCCUGCUCACCUGUCGAUCACCCAGCCUCCUCCUCCUCCUCCGAUCCUCAUCUCCAUCCAUGCCGACAUCCGCCCUCUCCCUCCUUCUCCCGGCCAUCUCCCUCAAAUCCCCGCAAGCGGUCUAGCCAAGCCCGAUUCCUUGCACCAGGGAGUGCUACUGCCGUACGCACUCCUCCCCCUUCACUUCGGCCUUCUCCCCGCGGAUGUGGUCUACUGCCGUACAGGCUCGUACCAGAUGCCCUUGCGCUCAUCCGCACCACCCCUCUUCCCAGUCGGGCAUUGGUCCUCGCCUCCAAUGUCUCCACUGGCCGGCCCGGCACUGGCCUGGCCACUGGGCUCCUCCAGUGUGGCCUUCCACUGUUGGUGUCUCAGGAGCUGGCCAUCACUGGCCCCUCUGAGCCACUCACUAUCUUAUCUGGGUUUGUCAUUAUCUACUUGUCAUCUGCCAUUGUUCCAUGGCAGUGAUAUCCCAUCAUCAUCGGUCACUUGUCACAGCUGACUAUAUAGUGUGACACCUGGGCACAUGGAUCCUUGAACCGUUCUCUAAGGAUCCCCCUCUGUGCUCAGGUGAGUAGUAUACCUCCCUUGUAUUUGAUAGUCUCUAAGGAUCCCCCUCUGUGCUCAGA
Mycena citricolor is the source of this 1936-nucleotide messenger RNA. The record is from the annotation of a GenBank genome assembly. Lineage: Eukaryota; Fungi; Basidiomycota; Agaricomycetes; Agaricales; Mycenaceae.